UUUUAGUGCACGCAUCCUCAAACAAGCCACGCGAGUUUGUUCUUCGGCAACUCUGGCACACUGCAUUUAAUUGCGUCCCCGCUGCGUUCACUAUUCAAGCCCGCGACAGUACCCUUUUGGACGUCUGUACCUGGAUCAUUUGGGCUGCAAUUGCCUGUGUUGGGAGCCUGUCUUGUAUUGUUAGACCUGCAAACAACCCGUUGCCAUUGUGCUUUUGCAUACCGCUCUACAUCUUGUAAUACAGCAGCAUCUUCGCAAGCCUAGCGACCACCCUGCAACCGGUUGCAACUUCACCUUCUGCAGUACAUAUUUCGCCGUCCGGUCCAACGAGUCCCGGACGCAAUAAUACACCUUCACCACGGCGGUUCUAUCUCACAGCGCGCGGGACAGCUUCAGUCUGCCCCCGCAUCUUCUCGGUAUGCAGCAACACGAGGGCGCCCCCAACGCUCCUAGCGGGCCCCGUCUCCAGUCAAGCUUCCACAGGCAGAUGAACGGCGGUGGCCACCACGGCUUUUCCCACGGCGCCUUUGCGACCAACCAGCCCGGCUAUGGCGACCGACACCCGGAGAGGGCAAACAACAUGUCCAUCAAUACUGGAAGACUUAAUCCGGGCAACCAGAACGGCAACGACUUGCAAACCCCAGGCACCGGCUUCGACAUGAACUUCACUCCUCUGCUUCCGUCCCAGCUGCUUCUUGGUAGCCCCUUCCAGCCAGGCUCGCCCUCCGCUUUCGCUUCCCCGCAGUUCCAGAACUUUGCACAGUUCGCCGGUCAGAACCAAUCGCAGCAGCAGAACCACCAGUCCAACCAUGUUGGCAGCCCCUUGCAGCAGCCCCUCUCACCGCAGCUUUACCAGAACAUGGUGUCUCCCACCAGCGGUUUCUUCGGUGGUCCGCAGUCGCCUACCGGAGGUUUCCCUGGUUACGGCGCGCAGGGUCUUGGUGGACUUGGCUCCUCCAUGCCGAUCGCGCCUGGUCUCGUCUCCGGAACUAGCAGGACCGUAUACUUGGGCAACAUUCCUCCUGAGACUUCCGCAGAGGAGAUCCUUGGCCACGUACGCAGUGGCCAAAUCGAGUCCGUCAGGCUUCUGCCAGACAAGAACUGCGCAUUCAUCUCCUUCCUCGACAGCAGCUCCGCCACCCACUUCCACUCUGACGCAAUCCUCAAAAAGCUAUCAAUCAGAGGCCAGGAUAUUAAGAUUGGAUGGGGAAAACCGUCGCAGGUUCCCACAUCUGUGGCCUUGGCAGUACAGCAGUCAGGCGCUUCCCGCAACGUAUACCUGGGCAACUUGUCCGAGGAUGUUUCCGAGGAUGAACUUCGCGAAGACCUCAGCAAAUUUGGCCCAAUCGACACUGUCAAGAUCGUCCGGGAGAAGGCUAUCGGUUUCGUUCACUUUUUGUCAAUUGGCAAUGCCAUCAAGGCUGUUUCUCAGCUUCCCCAAGAGCCCAAGUGGCAGGCUCCCAGGCGCGUCUACUAUGGCAAGGACCGAUGCGCAUACGUUUCCAAGACCCAGCAACAGAACGCUGCGCAAUACCUUGGCAUCGCUCCCGGAUACGCCCAUGUUCUGAACGGUGCCGACCGCGAUAUGAUCUCCAAUGCGCUUGCUCAGCAAUCCGUAGCUGCUGCCGCUGUCGCGACGUCUGCUGGAGGAGUCAAUAACUUGGGUAACCGAACAGUGUACCUUGGGAACAUCCACCCGGAGACUACCAUCGAAGAGAUCUGCAACGUUGUUCGUGGUGGUCUCCUUCAUCACAUUAGGUACAUCCCGGACAAGCAUAUCUGCUUCGUUACUUUCAUCGACCCAACAUCGGCCGCAUCGUUUUAUGCCCUCAGCAACCUGCAGGGACUGAUGAUCCAUAACCGUCGCUUGAAGAUUGGUUGGGGUAAACACUCUGGUGCUCUCCCCCCGGCGAUUGCCCUUGCUGUCAGUGGUGGUGCUUCCCGUAAUGUAUACAUUGGCAACCUGGAUGAGUCCUGGACAGAGGACCGUCUGAGGCAGGAUUUCUCCGAGUAUGGCGAAAUCGAGCUGGUCAACACUCUGCGUGAGAAGAGCUGUGCAUUUGUCAACUUCACCAACAUUGCCAAUGCUAUCAAGGCAAUCGAAGCGAUCCGUGGUCGCGAUGAAUACAAGCGAUUCAAGGUCAACUUCGGAAAGGACCGAUGCGGUAACCCUCCCCGCCAGAUGAACAGCCAGCAGGCUCAGGCCCAGCAAGCUGGUAGCGACGGCCUUCAGUCACCAUCGCCGAUCAACGGACUACACCCUAAUCGUGCUGGUGCCUCAGUCUCGCCGACUGGCUCUGGCGCCCCAGGCUCUGGCCAAAGCACUAACGGACAGUUUCCCUCUGUUCAAGCACCUGCUUCAGGUAACAUCAUGAACUCUGGCAACAACAAUCCCCUCAUGAUGUACCUGCAAGCUCAGCAACAGCAGCAGCAGCAACAACAGGUUGAGGCCAGCAUGCAACAGCAACAGCAGCAAAAUCAGCAGCAACAGCAGCAGCAAUCGUUCCAGUCGCCGCAAGCUGCAUUCUACGGCGCUGACUUGAACACCCCUCAGCCACACCACUCUCACAGCUCCCAUCAGAGCACCUCGAGCUUCAGCCUGAUUAACGGUACCUCAGCCGGUGGCUCUGGUACUACUACUGUUGGUGGUCUCCUUGCGCCCUCGAACCUCAACUCUCGUGGUCAACACUCCCGUGCCGUCAGCCUUCCUGCUUUCACUCAAGGUCCCUUCAACCACUCUAUGCAGCAAACUCAAGCACCCCAGCAGGGUUCCUUUGGCAGCCUGAGCUCCGGCAUCGGUGGCUUUGGCAGUGGUAACGGUGGUUACGGUCUUGCCAUCCAGGGUGACGGUGGUCUUCCUGGCUGGGCCGAAGAGGAGGUCGGUGCGCAGUAAGCGUAUCGUAGAUGUUGUGUAUCUUCUUCAUUGUCCGAUACUUUCCACUCAUCUACUGGUUGGUUGUUACUACUACCUUCAUCUUCGCACAAAUUUUCUUUUGCAUAUGUCCGGUCUGGGGUUUAUGGCGCGCAGCUGAUCCAGCUUUAGGGAUCGAUUCUCAACUAUGUGUUGUAAUCUGAAUGUGCGCGAAACGUUGCCUUAAUACUUGACCUUACCACCUUCGCUUUCUUCUCUUUCUUC
Molecule: messenger RNA, 3136 nt
Organism: Alternaria alternata
Lineage: Eukaryota; Fungi; Ascomycota; Dothideomycetes; Pleosporales; Pleosporaceae
Exons: 2
Coding region: 419-2893 (824 amino acids)
Biological process (GO): mRNA splicing, via spliceosome
Cellular component (GO): cytoplasmic stress granule
Molecular function (GO): mRNA binding
Source: RefSeq, a predicted model, not a curated record